Molecule: messenger RNA, 1377 nt
Organism: Ylistrum balloti
Lineage: Eukaryota; Metazoa; Mollusca; Bivalvia; Pectinida; Pectinidae
Product: acid sphingomyelinase-like phosphodiesterase 3b
Exons: 6
Coding region: 1-1377 (458 amino acids)
Molecular function (GO): hydrolase activity
Source: RefSeq, a predicted model, not a curated record
AUGCCGGAAAAGCGCUGGAUUCGGUGUACAGAUGUGUACCUGUUGUUUUUGAUAUCAUUGCCAUGUAACGUAGCCGACGAAGGUUGGUUUUGGCACGUGACUGACUUCCAUUACGACUUUUCAUACUCCGACCGUGACCUUUCCUGUAGUGAUAGUGUUACGCAUCAUGGCGAGUAUGGUGAUUAUUGGUGCGACGCCCCCUGGCGGCUAAUUGAAUCAAGUGUGAAGGCCAUGAAACGAUUCAAACCGGAUGUAGAUUUUAUCUUGUGGACUGGGGACAGCGUGUUGCAUGCUGGGAGUGAGUAUCUAAGUAUCGACAUUAAUGUCGGAAUUCUCAGUAAUAUUACAAACCUGAUCGUCCAAAAGUUUGGAUCCACGCCCAUUUAUGCUACUCUAGGCAACAAUGAUUUUUAUCCUGACGAUGAUUUCCCGCCAACCAAUAAUGAACUGUACAACCGAACGUUGAAAAUUUGGGAAACAUGGAUUAAUGGUGACGGAGAAAAAGAAAACUUCUUGAAAGGUGGUUUCUACACUACGGUCACAUCUCAUGGGAUCCGAGUAGUCGCCUUAAAUACUAACCUGUAUUACAGGUCUAAUAAACUGACCGAACACAUCACUGAUCCAGCCGACCAGUUUACCUGGCUGGAAAACAUUCUUACAAACGCGACGACCAACAAGGAAAAAGUACUGAUAACAGGUCACGUUUCACCAGGGGUGGUGGACUCAAGGGGCAGGUCUCCAAUGUAUGAACAUUUUAACAGGAAAAUAAAUUAUGUCAUCCAAAAAUAUGCUGACGUCAUCAUUGGCCUCCAUUUUGGACAUGAGCACGCUGACACUUUCCUGGUAUACAAGAAAUCUGAUGUCCCUAUUGCUACAAUGUUCCUCGCUCCUUCAGUCACUCCCUGGCGGUAUAAGACUCCCACGAAAGCAGGACCCGCCCAUAACCCUGCCAUCCGUCUGGUACAGUAUGACCGACUGACAGGACGCCAUCUUAAUAUGAUCACGUACUACAUGGAUCUUCCCGCUAGUAACGCACAAGGCAUCCCGCAGUGGGCGGAGGAAUACAAUGCAACGAGGGACUACAAUAUUGAUGACCUGUCACCGAACUCCAUGAACAAACUCGCACAGAGGAUGAGUACGCCGAAUAGUCCAGAAUUUAACAAGUACUGGAAAUGGCGUUUUGCCAGUGUUCAAAACGAUAUACUGGAAUCUUGCGAUGAAGAAUGCAAAACAAAAAUUGUGUGCCAGAUAAGUCACGUGGACCAAUCAACAUACGACGCAUGCGUGCUGAAAACUGUAGACGAUUCCACAGGUCUUAUUUCAAGUCUUGUCUUGGUUUUAACAUCAGCGUUGUUGUGUGUCGCAAUAAGUUCCUGA